Molecule: messenger RNA, 682 nt
Organism: Apis mellifera (honey bee)
Lineage: Eukaryota; Metazoa; Arthropoda; Insecta; Hymenoptera; Apidae
Product: histone H2B
Exons: 1
Coding region: 247-627 (126 amino acids)
Cellular component (GO): nucleosome
Molecular function (GO): protein heterodimerization activity; DNA binding; structural constituent of chromatin
Source: RefSeq, a predicted model, not a curated record
UAAUUGUAUGUUUAUUGUUUAGACAUUCGACCUAUUACAAUCGUCAAAAAUAUUGAUAUAAGUCAACGUAAGAUUUUCGUCCAAUAAGAAUUGAACGUCAAUAUUUUCGGUCAUGUACUUUCAUAUGAUUGAAGCGAUGCUGUUAUUUCAUUUGCUAUAAAAGCAAAUCUGGAUUGAAAGAACUCUGUGAGACGAGUAUAGAUAUUUUGUGUGUUCAUAUUUUGUCAUAUACGUUAUUAAGCAAAUAUGCCUCCUAAAGCUGUUGGAAAAGCAAUUAAAAAGGCCAUUAAAAUCCCAAAAAAUGUUACUAUAAAUAAAGUAGAAGGAAAAAGAAAGAAAAAAAGAAAAGAAAGUUAUGGAGUUUAUAUUUAUAAAGUAUUAAAGCAAGUUCAUCCGGAUACAGGUAUUUCAAGCAAAGCAAUGAGCAUUAUGAAUAGUUUUGUGAAUGAUAUAUUCGAGAGAAUCGCUUCUGAGGCAUCUCGUUUAUCACAUUAUAAUAAACGAUCUACUAUUACAUCGAGAGAAGUGCAAACUGCUGUGAGACUUUUAUUACCCGGAGAACUUGCUAAACAUGCAGUUAGUGAAGGUACAAAGGCAGUUACUAAAUAUACAAGUGUAAAUAAAUAAAAAGAUUGUCUAUUUUCCAGGCUUUAAAAAAACCGGCCCUUUUCAGGGCCACUAA